ACCAAAGCCAUCAAAAUAAUUGCCACAAAUUUUCCCCUCGCCACUCUCACUAGUAACAUCACUCCUAUUUUGGAGGUUCCGAGUUCCCUGACACAAUCACAGUAAAGAACAAGGGGGUUUUCUAAUUUGCAGUUUGAAAGCCAUGGCAGCCUCACUACAAGCAGCAGCUACCCUCAUGCAACCAACCAAGGUUGGUGUGCCAUCUAGGACCAGCGUGCAGCUUAGGUCCUCCCAGAGCGUUUCUAAGGCCUUUGGUUUGGAGCCUGUUGGAGCUAGGCUGACUUGCUCUUUGCAAUCUGACCUUAAGGACUUGGCUCAAAAGUGUGUUGAUGCUACCAAGAUCGCUGGUUUCGCUCUCGCUACAUCUGCUCUUGUUGUCUCGGGAGCAAACGCUGAAGGAGUUCCAAAGAGGCUAACCUACGAUGAAAUCCAGAGCAAGACAUACAUGGAAGUAAAAGGAACAGGAACUGCUAACCAGUGCCCAACCAUCGACGGUGGUGUUGACUCAUUUGCCUUCAAGCCUGGCAAAUACUACGCCAAGAAGUUCUGCUUAGAGCCUACUUCCUUCACUGUCAAGGCUGAGGGUGUUAGCAAGAAUGCCCCACCGGAGUUCCAAAAAACCAAGCUCAUGACCCGUUUAACUUACACCCUUGAUGAAAUCGAGGGACCUUUCGAAGUAUCUACUGAUGGCACAGUCAAGUUUGAGGAGAAAGAUGGAAUUGACUACGCUGCUGUGACAGUUCAGCUUCCUGGGGGUGAGCGUGUGCCCUUCCUUUUCACCAUCAAGCAAUUGGUGGCAUCAGGCAAACCUGAAAGCUUUGGAGGAGACUUUCUUGUACCAUCCUACCGUGGCUCAUCUUUCUUGGACCCAAAAGGAAGGGGUGGUUCAACCGGUUAUGACAAUGCAGUUGCCUUGCCCGCCGGAGGAAGGGGAGAUGAGGAGGACCUAGCUAAGGAGAACAACAAGAGUGUUGCAUCUUCAUCAGGGAAAAUCACCUUGAGUGUUACCAAGACCAGGCCUGAGACCGGAGAAGUAAUUGGUGUGUUUGAGAGCCUUCAGCCAUCUGAUACUGACUUGGGUUCCAAGGCUCCCAAGGAUGUGAAGAUCACUGGUAUCUGGUAUGCUCAGCUCGACUCAUAGAGAGGCUCUUGUAUGAAUGUAUUUAUUCUUGCUUCAGAUUUUGUAAUUUGAAGGUGUUGCUAAACUUUGCUGUAACCCAAUGAAAAGCACUGAGAUUAUCAUCUUCGUUGUAUAUUAUGGUGGCUUCCUAUAA
Theobroma cacao (cacao) is the source of this 1274-nucleotide messenger RNA. Its product is annotated as oxygen-evolving enhancer protein 1, chloroplastic. Gene Ontology annotation, cellular component: photosystem II oxygen evolving complex. Gene Ontology annotation, biological process: photosystem II stabilization; photosystem II assembly. Gene Ontology annotation, molecular function: oxygen evolving activity. NCBI's taxonomy places the organism in Eukaryota, Viridiplantae, Streptophyta, Magnoliopsida, Malvales, Malvaceae. The record is from RefSeq and is a predicted model, not a curated record.